Messenger RNA from Plectropomus leopardus (leopard coralgrouper), 798 nucleotides. NCBI's taxonomy places the organism in Eukaryota, Metazoa, Chordata, Actinopteri, Perciformes, Serranidae. The record is from RefSeq and is a predicted model, not a curated record.
CCCCCCCCCCCCCCCCCCCCCCCCCCCCCCCCCCCCCCCCCCCCCCCCCCCCCCCCCCCCCCCCCCCCCCCCCCCCCCCCCCCCCCCCCCCCCCCCCCCCCCCCCCCAACCCCCCCCCCCCCCCCCCCCCCCCCCCCCCCCCCCCCCCCCCCCACCCCCCCCCCCCCCCCCCCCCCCCCCCCCCCCCCCCCAACCCCCCCCCCCCCCCCCCCCCCCCCCCCCCCCCCCCCCCCCCCCCCCCCCCCCCCCCCCCCCCCCCCCCCCCCCCCCCCCCCCCCCCCCCCCCCCCCCCCCCCCCCCCCCCCCCCCCCCCCCCCCCCCCCCCCCCCCCCCCCCCCCCCCCCCCCCCCCCCCCCCCCCCCCCAACCCCCCCCCCCCCCCCCCCCCCCCCCCCCCCCCCCCCCCCCCCCCCCCCCCCCCCCCCCCCCCCCCCCCCCCCCCCCCCCCCCCCCCCCCCCCCCCCCCCCCCCCCCCCCCCCCCCCCCCCCCCCCCCCCCCCCCCCCCCCCCCCCCCCCCCCCCCCCCCCCCCCCACCCCCCCCCCCCCCCCCCCCCCCCCCCCCCCCCCCCCCCCCCCCCCCCCCCCCCCCCCCCCCCCCCCCCCCCCCCCCCCCCCCCCCCCCCCCCCCCCCCCCCCCCCCCCCCCCCCCCCCCCCCCCCCCCCCCCCCCCCACCCCCCCCCCCCCCCCCCCCCCCCCCCCCCCCCCCCCCCCCCCCCCCCCCCCCCCCCCCCCCCCCCCCCCCCCCCCCCCCCCCCCCCCCCCCCCCCCCCCCCCCCCCCCCCCCCAAAACCCCCCCC